UCGCACGGCUUAAAUCAUCACGUGCGAUGGACAGAGACGAAAGAGAUCGCUUGUUUGGUCGCGUAUGCCUAUUUUUCUCCACCGAAGGCGACAAACAAGAGACGUCGCUGUCGAUCGCUCAUCGAGAACAAAGCCAGAUAAGAUUCAGCCUCGUUCGCUAACGAAUCGUUUUCGCAGACAGUAAUCAUCUAUUUCGCCCAAGUUCGGCCGCACUUUAAAUCGUUCGAAUUUCUCGAGGUCGAGUUCGGAGUGCAUCCGUGGAACAACGUCGCGUUAUUCUACAUUAGCAGAUACGCGCGUUCACGAUCUACGCUCGAUAUCUUCGACGGACGAUACAUUCACGCAGAUUCGUGUUCUCUCGAGAUAAUCUGUGACUGAAUUUUUGUUCAUUUUAUUUGACUGUGUUACAAUAAACUUGUUAAACAAACAUUCCGCGGAAUUAGUGAACUCCUGUCACACGCCCCAGUCCUUGCCGUGAUCACCGAGUGGUCACUUUUCACGUCGCACGUUCUCUUCCGAACGGAAUCAGCAGUCAGUGACGGAAUCCGAACACGAAAGUUGGAUCUCGCACAUAGUGACUUCUAAAAGUCAAAAGAUGCCACAAUGGCCAAAAUCUGUGAAUGAAGAUACUCAUAAUGACUUCUCAACAUCUUCACCAACAUCUUCGACUAGUGUACGUAAUAAAGAAGAAGAAAAUUUAGUACAGUCGCCAGUUUUAGAAACGCAACAAGAGAUAGAGAAUGUAAAAAGAAAUGAAGAAAUUCUAAAACCAUAUCAAGAAAGACUUAUAAUUCUAACUGCAGGAAAUACAAGAAUUUUGGUGAAAAUGGUUGCUGCGCUACAAUUACAGAUGAAAAGUGUAAUGCAACGGAUCGACAGGAUUACACCUACAGUGAAAAUAAUUUCUUCGAUAGAACGAAUAAAAAGUUAUUUACCGUUGAAAUCGAUCGAAGAUAUCCAAAACAUAGAAACUCUUUUACAAGAAGAAGAUUUCGUUAACGAAUAUGUAAGUAUAAGAUUUAAAUAAAGAAAUUGUUAUUAGAAUUUGCUUCCGGGUUUGAGCCUAUAUAUAUAACUUGACC
This is a messenger RNA of Ooceraea biroi (clonal raider ant), 1082 nucleotides long. RefSeq lists its product as uncharacterized. The record is from RefSeq and is a predicted model, not a curated record. Lineage: Eukaryota; Metazoa; Arthropoda; Insecta; Hymenoptera; Formicidae.